GGGGAACGGGAGAUGAUUGUAUUUAUUAGCUACCUGUGCGUCGGAUUAUCCGUGUACGCGGUCGAUGGACAGUCGCCUAAUCGUAAUCAGGAUGAGUGGUAUAAAGAGCAAUGGCCGACACAGCCGUACGCUUUCGGAUACGAGAUCCGCGACUAUAGCGGUAACGAACAGUACCGGAAAGAGAUGUCGGAUGGCGAGCGAGUGACCGGUAGCUACGGCUACUUAGGCCCGGACGGCCUGUACCGGCACGUGGAGUACGUGGCCGACGAGAAUGGAUUCCGGGCUAAAAUCAGGACCUCAGAGCCGGGAACCGCUAACGACAACCCGUCCAACGUUCAGAUCGAGUCCAACCCCAUUCCAGUCCCGUCUAACCCGACGCCAAGCGCUGGCGGUCCGCCACCACAGCCUUAUAAUCCCGGCAGCGGUGGCAGCUUUAGGCGGACAGACAUACCUCGACCUCAGGGUACGCCCGCGAGCGGUGGUAAUCCCGACCGAAGUACGUAUGGCACGAGACAAUUGGAUCCAUUGCCACCGCGAAGACCUGAUCCCAGUCGUGGCGGUAAUCCUAACCCAUCGCCGGAUGUGCUCAGAGAUAGGGUUAACACGAAUAGGGGGUCAGACGUGUCGGGCGCUGGAAAUCCUAACUAUAACGACCCGAAUAUAAGGGGCGACAAUAGAGGUGGUGGACGGGUGGGUGCCGAUAGAGUGCCCUACGCUGACAUACCCGACAAUAUAGUGCCGUACAGAGGGGCUAACCCUAAAAAGCCGGUCAUCAAGGACUCGGUGACCCCAUUGAAUGAAUUUGUUGACCAAAGUUUGCCAAAGUUUGGCUCAAAUCCCGAUUAUAACGACCCGAGAAAUCCGAGUUACAGUCGGAACGAAGGGGUGAACCCUAGGCUACCGGAUCCGCAGGCGUUUGUCGACCCGACUGACCCGCCAUACGAUCGACAGUACGACAGGCGCGAGGGCAGGGGUCGUAACCCGCAGUUUGAUGACAAUCGGGACCCGCCUAUAGGGGGCUACGAAGUGACCACCAAAGGGGGUGCGCCUAAAGGGCCGCAAAAAACUUUUGGUUUCAUUGAAGCGACAAAAGGUCCCAUAACUCCGAUAAAACCUAUUAAUAGGUUCUUUGACGGGAAGCGACCUCAGGGUGUCUUCUACGACGACAAUGAGGAUCGUUAUGACCAACACAUCAACCGGCGCGUGGAUGACGACCAGAGGGUGUCUGUGGUGAACAAACCGGUCUUCGAGGGCGUAGACACCCCUCGCAAAGUAGGCGUAUUCGUGAGGAAUAGGUAUAACGCGACGGCGCCCGACGUUAAAGGUGUCAAACACGUAGGAGCGCCGACACCUCCGCCGAUUAGGGACUCGUUUAACAGGUCACUGAACGGCACGUCCUAUGAGGCGAAUCAGGACAGACGUGACAAAGGCUAUGACAAUAGCCGGCGCCGACCUACUAAGGUGUUUGUCACCAGUGGUCCCAUUAGUGGUGGCUUUGGUGGUGACAAUAGAGCUCCAGUUCCUCCCAUUAAGGGCAGCGACAGACCAUUUGGUGCCAUCGAUGCCCAACAGAGACAACAACACAUUGAUGUCGAUUACGACGACAAUAAGGGGAUCAGCGAUGAUGGCAGAGAUGGUCAACAGAUAUCACCGUUGGAUGGCAUCAAAGGCCGGGUAGAUAGGGAUCGACCUCAACCUCCACCGCGAGAGCUGAUGGGCAUUCAGAUACCGCCGCAGGCGCUGGAUAUCAGGCCUUAUUAUGGCGCUCGACAUCAGGGACAGGGAGCUCGCAAUCGGAGUCAAGAAACAGUACCUCAACAGAGACCGCAGAUUACGGCCAGACCUGUGCCACCAUAUGAUCCCCGCUUUGAACAGCAAAACAUACAGACGUCCGAUGAGGACAUCCCGGACCACCAGCAACGCGAUGACGAGUACCCCAUAGAUCAGCAACAGAUCCGGCCAUUGGGUCCCCAACUGUACCAACCGUUGAGACCUAAUGGUCGACCCGAUCGACAGCCAUCGCCACCACCGCCUCGACGACAGGACAGGCCCUAUAAGCCGAGGACUCAGGACAGGGGUGGGGACAGGGGUUUCGUGGAGCAGCAGCACGUGGAGGUGCAGCCAUACCAGACCCAGAGCUCGGCCACCAUCAGCUCACCGGUCAAUACAAUCGCAAACGUGUAUAAACCCAUCGAUAGUCUGGACGAUAAUAAGAGAUCCGAUGGCGUCGAUGGGAAAGACAGGCCUAACCUAAACACGCCGUUAUCUCCGUCAUCCUAUGUGGUCACACCAUUCCCUGUCAAUCAAAGUAUUGUACAGAUUAAGCCGAUCCUAGACAACAGGCCGGACACAUACACAGUGGCCCCGGAGGUGACACAAAUGGAAAUCCCGAAAUUCGGGACCAGAAUCCGCAUACCCGGCCACUCGCUGGAGGAGGUGUACGAACCGGGCGAGGAGUUUGUGGACCAACACAACGCCGCCGACCCCCAGAAUCAGGACUAUCACCAGAAUAGCGACCAAAACGUCGACAAUCCUAACGAUUAUAGCGAUGAUAACGGCAAUAAUGUUCACGAAGAGAGUCCAGCCCUGCCUCCCAUCCCUCCCAUUGAUAAUCCUAUGGCUCAGCCACUGAUCUACGAGAAUAUAGACGGCGAUCAGUACUACUACGACGACAAUGAGGGUCAGCCGCCGGCCCAGGAUGUCGAGGAUAAUCCCGAGAAGUCCAUAGACUCCAAGAGUUUGGUUUACACGCAGACCAUAUCCCAGUCGCAUAGGAGCGACCAGAAAGUAGACAUCAGCUCCCAAUCAAACUCCAGUUCCCCCAUAGAGAUCACACACAAAGUGAUGAAUGUGUUGAAUUGGCACAAGUAUGAUAAGACGGAAGGCACCGACAUUUUGGUCACAUUUUCGGUGACAUUCGCCCAAAACUGGAACGACAUUAUUCAAUACAAUCAACCGAAACGAUCGCAAACCAACUGCAGAUUUCCUCUAUUCUCGUGCCGUUUGUUCAAUAAGUUUCGCUCGACUAAGAGGCAAACGGGCUUUCAAAGCGCCGGACAAUCGCCAAAUCCUGCCUAUUCUUACGACCAGUUAAGCCAAUCAUCGUCGGCCUACCCGUCCUAUGCCGUACCGGUAUAUUCCGGGCCGUCCUACUCGCCAAACUACCAGAACUUCGGCUCGAACUACCAGCCCAUGGGAUACCAGGGUCAGGCGGGCGGCGACUACGCCAUGGCAUCGGCGCCUACCGCUCAAUACGCCUCCUACGACGCCCAGCCACCACCCACUGGCUACACGGCUCAGCCCUACGGCCAGUCGCCCAACACCAUAGACGUGCACCAAGUGUUGGAUCAGUUCAUUAGGUCGGCCGGCCUUAGCCCGCAGGGAGACCACGAGGCCGAGGCCUCCCACGCCUCCUCGUUCGCCAAAGCGGGCACUUCACCAGUACUGGUGUUCAAAAAGCUACUGUCCUUUCCCUUCUACUUGCACACCGACCCCAAUGUGGUCGACAUAUACGGCAAAGGAUGGAAGUAA
Messenger RNA from Oppiella nova, 3531 nucleotides. The record is from the annotation of a GenBank genome assembly. NCBI's taxonomy places the organism in Eukaryota, Metazoa, Arthropoda, Arachnida, Sarcoptiformes, Oppiidae.